Molecule: messenger RNA, 414 nt
Organism: Prionailurus viverrinus (fishing cat)
Lineage: Eukaryota; Metazoa; Chordata; Mammalia; Carnivora; Felidae
Product: KRAB domain-containing protein 5-like
Exons: 4
Coding region: 1-414 (137 amino acids)
Biological process (GO): regulation of DNA-templated transcription
Source: RefSeq, a predicted model, not a curated record
AUGACUCAGGGCCUGGAGGCCGAGGAUCGUAGCAGGUUUACAACCUUCUUGGGAAUGAUACUCAAGGUUAGGUCCUUAGAACUCUUCUCCCCUAUAAACAGGAAUCUUCUCUACAUUCUCAAACAAGGCUUUCACAAGGACGUCAACACUUGUCACUUUGAGGUUAAAGUCCUGCAAGGACUCCUGAACUUCAGGGAUGUGGCCAUAGAAUUAUCUCAGGAGGAAUGGGGAUGCUUGAACCACAGUCAGCGGGAGCUGUACAGGGAUGUGAUGUUAGAGACCUAUGGACACCUCCUCUUCUUGGGUCUCAUUGUGUCAAAACCAGACCUGGUCAUCGUUUUGGAGCAAGAGGAGGAGCUGUGGGGUGUGAAGAGAAAGGAGACAGUAGCCUCACACUCAGGUAGGUGGGAGUGA